Molecule: messenger RNA, 3276 nt
Organism: Gavialis gangeticus (Gharial)
Lineage: Eukaryota; Metazoa; Chordata; Crocodylia; Gavialidae
Gene: THUMPD3
Product: THUMP domain containing 3
Exons: 9
Coding region: 50-1504 (484 amino acids)
Biological process (GO): tRNA methylation
Molecular function (GO): tRNA (guanine) methyltransferase activity; RNA binding
Source: RefSeq, a predicted model, not a curated record
CGAGUCGGCGGUUGCUUCCCGGAAACGAGGUUCGGCGACUGCCGUUGCCAUGUGCGAGGCGGAGGAGGCCGCGACGGCGGCCGCGGUCACCAUCGGCGCCACCGUGCCCACGGGCUUCGAGCUGACGGCGGCCGCCGAGGUGGAGGAGAAGCUGGGCUCGCGCUGCAGCGUGCGCCGCGACCGCGGAAAGAUCUACUUCACCGUCGCCGCCGAGGCCCUGGCGCAGGUUCAUCAGUUAAGAUCAGUGGAUAACUUAUUUGUUGUUGUGAAAGAGUUUACAGAUUACCAGUUUAAAGAAACCAAGGAAGAGUCUCUAAAGGAUUUGGAAGACCUGGUUAAACAACUGCCUUGGACAGACCCUUUGAAAGUAUGGAAGCUAAACACCAGCCUAAAGAAGAAAAAGACAAAACGUAAAAAACAGAACCCACAGGGUAGUGCAAGCAAAGAAAACUUGAGUGAGGGAGAAGGGGAGGAGAAAACAGAUACAAAAGAUGCUGAUAAGAAGUCAGAUGAUCAGGCACAAAAUGCUUUAGGUUUGGAAUCUACUGGCGGACAGGAGACCCAGGCUAUUAUCUCGGUAGAUAACGGCGAACAAUCUGGUGCUAAAGAUGAAUUCCUCACUACUGCUGGAAGUGGAAAUGGAGCUGGUGACUGCAACAAGGAAUCUGAAAAUGAAGCCCCAGUGCUGAAGUUCCGCGUUACAUGCAAUAGAGCUGGUGACAAACAUAAUUUUACAUCAAAUGAUGCAGCAAGAGACUUUGGCGGAGCAGUGCAAGAACAUUUCCAGUGGAAGGCUGACAUGACCAACUUUGAUGUGGAGGUCCUCUUGAACAUUCAUAAUAAUGAAGUGGUUGUGGGCAUUGCAUUAACUGAAGAAAGUCUUCACAGAAGAAAUAUUACACAUUUUGGACCCACAACUCUUCGAUCUACUCUUGCCUAUGGGAUGCUCAGACUCUGUGAUGCUCAGCCAAGUGAUAUAAUAGUUGAUCCAAUGUGUGGAACAGGUGCAAUACCAAUAGAGGGAGCUACUGAGUGGCCUAACUGUUUCCAUAUUGCUGGUGAUAACAACCCACAGGCUAUGAAGAGAAUAGCAAGUAACAUCUGCUCUCUACUAAAGAAAAAUCAGAAUCAGGAAAGUAGUACUUCCUGGGGUGUAUCCCUUGAUACCGUCCAGUGGGAUAUUUGCAAUCUCCCUUUGAGGACUGGAUCUGUGGAUGUUAUUGUAACAGACAUGCCAUUUGGAAAGAGAAUAGGGUCUAAGAAGAAAAACUGGGAUCUCUAUCCAGCCUGCCUUAAGGAAAUGAGUCGGAUCUGCAGGCCUGGGACAGGCAGAGCCGUACUACUUACUCAGGACAAGAAGUGCUUUGCUAAGGCCUUGUCAGAAAUGGGAUGCUUAUGGCAAAAGGGUCCGACAGUCUGGGUGAACGUAGGGGGACUUCAUGCUGCAGUGUAUCUUCUGAAACGUACCUCAGAGGAAGUGGGAGAGAACAGAUCACGCUGGUAAAUGCAAGUGGUGGAGAACAUGAUAAACAUGAUCCUCUCCUCUAAAUUUCUUGGAAAGCUACUUAGGUAAAGCAAGUGCCAGGUCUACCAAUUCUUAGGAACAUUGAAGAGAGCACUGAAAAAAAUGCAUAUAUAGAUUCCGUUUAAUGAAUACUGAUCCAGGGAUCAACUUGGAAAGUGGCAGUUCUACUCUGUGCUCUGGAACCUUCUCAAUUUUGAAGCCAAAUAAGGGAAAAAAAGAAAAGGAAAGAAAGAAAGAGUGCAAAAUCUACAAGUGGAAUUAGCAACAUUUCCAUGUGCCUGAGUCUUUGUUACUACAUUUGUUUUUCAGUUAAAUGGGAAUAUCUGAUGUUCACAACUGAAAACGUUAUUGAAGCAUUUUGAGAGGUAGCAGGCUGGCCUUUAUUUCCCGCCUCCCCCCACCAAAUUUGCAGAAAUUGUACGAAGAUCAUAAAAUUGAUGUACAAGACUGCUGAUGACAGUUGUCUUUAGUUUGAGGGGUUGGGUGAUGAUAUAAUUUAACGGAAGGCUUUUUUUCUCCCUCCCUGCCGAGAGAGAACUCUCCUUUUUGUUCUUAGUUCAUACUUUUGCCAAAAUAUAAGCGUAACAAAGCAGUCCAUGCUUUGAUAAAGAACUGGCAUCUGUUUUUCAGUACAGAGAUCCUGCUGCUUAUGUUUUUACCUGCUACCUCAACUAACUGUUAAUUCAGCAAACACUUCCUUUAUAUUUAUGUACUAUUACUUCGGUUGGGUGGUGAAGUGUACAAUCUGCCUUAACAGAAUGUGUCUAGUGAUAACUGAAUACAAAUAAUUCUACAGAAAUACUGUAGCACUAAUAUACUGCUGUAUGUUUCCUAUGUCUAGCAUGAGCAGAUUAAGAUGGUUGUAAUACAGUUAAGUUGAACUAGAUUCCUGUUGAAAUGGUGACACAGCUUACAGCUAUGUGGUAAGAGCAGAAUAAAUACAGACUGUCAUGAUUCUUGUUCCUUUUGUAAACUAAGCAUAUUAAGAAACUACUUACAUUAUUUUAUUAGAGGUGAAAAUUCAAGUUAAUUGGACAGUGCAUAAGUUUACAUCACUUUUCCCCUCUUAAAUACUCGUUUUUACUUCUAAAAGCAUUUAAGUUCUAGAUGUUUCCAAUAAGAGUUGAGUUCCUUAGAAAUUUUCCCUCUUGACUGCAUUCAUUCUCUGUUUCUACUGUAGUGAGGUUUCCAUGCAACUUUUAAUAUCUACAGUACAAGUCUCUUCACAUAGAAAGAGAAGUACCAGCAGUGUUACCAUUGUAAUAAAGGUAUUGGAGACAUUUUGUCCCCCAUGUGGCCACACUGAGCUAUAAUGCCCAGCAACAGUUCUUGCAUGAAAUGAGUGAUUUGUUUUUCAAACAUUCUCUACUGCACUGAACUCUAUUACAUCCAGAUUCAUAAUGUAAUAUUAGGAUCUUAAAAUAGAUUACCUUGGAUUUGAGUUCUGGUUACUUGUUACCAUUGUCUAUAAUAAAGAACAAGCUUAAUAGCUUAAAAAACAAAAAAGUCUCAUGCAUUUAAAAUGUUUAUCACAGUUUCCUUAAGAUUAAAAUAAAUUUCAUAAGCUACCAGUCAUCUCGAAUAAAGAUCUGUUUUUGAAAACUCCAGCUAACUACAUGCAUAUUUCAUAACUUAAAUGAUUAUAAAAAGCAUUUACUAGUGAAAGUUAGGCAACUUCAAAAUAAGCAAGCAGUAACUAAAAUUGCGAAGUGAAACUGCAUUGUUGAGAUGGGAAUACAUGUCUGAUCCAA